GCACUUCGUAUGCGCUGAUGCUGCCCGUUUGAGAGCGGGGGCGGAAAUAGAGACUCAUCAUUUUUUAAUUCCAUCCCCACAUUGAUCGCCUCGGGUGGACCGCACAGCCCACUGCAUAAUACUUGGCUGUCUCGCCGGGGAAGCGUUCGGUCAGUUCGGCAGUACGCAGCGAAGAAUAGAACACGAUACAAGCAACAUAGAAGAUAUCACCCUCACAUACAUCAAAGAACUUUUUGUUCUCUUCUUGAAAGCAACAUUUAGUCAAGUACAGCAGCGAUGGAUAUCGACUUGCGUGAUCGCGGCAUCUCACGGCUGUGCUUUAGUUCGGAAGAAACAAACGAGGAGGAGGCAACCGUAGCGAGCGCCGUGGCGGUGCUUCUGGCGGAUCACAAUCAGAUUUAUCACGUGAACGGACUGGAUGGUGUGUUUGUGAACCUCGUGGAGCUGCGACUGUCGCACAACCAACUCGGACGCGCCAGCACUCCUUACUACCGUGUCAACCACCAUAUUUGUGACCGCAGUGGGGCACAGCGGAGGUGCUGCUGCGAUGGCUCGGCGUCGUGGAUUCGGGCCCUUCCCGCAACGCUGGAGGUAUUGGACGUUGCCUACAACCACCUCCACAGCUUUUUAGAAUGCACGUGCGCCUGCACAAACGGUGCGAUACAGCAAACGCCUAACGUGGACCCAGCAUCCGUAGACGAAGCUGAGCAACUCGUACGAGAACUGCGGCACUCCUGCCCGCUUGCCGUGCCACUGUUUUUCACUGCUGCGCGGUUUCCGCGCCUGCGGGAGCUGCACCUCUCGCACAACGCCUUCGCCGUCAGCCUCCGUGAGAGCGAUGAAAUGCAAAGCAGGCUGGAAUCCUCUCGUGCAGCACUCAUGGAGCGCAACCUCACUGUGGCUGCGAGUGAGACACUCACGCUGCUCGAUCUCUCUUUCAACGAAGGAGUCGCCGCUGUCAACAGCUUUUUCCUCUCGACGCUGCGCGCUGCAGACGAUGCCAACGAACGUCGUGGCGCGACCCGCCGUUCUUCGUGCACCGUGAACGUGGCCAACACCGCCGUAGACGAUCUGCAAGGCAUCGCAGCGAUGGGUCUUUAUCGUCUCUCUGCGCGGUGGUCGCUGCAGCUGCACCCGACUCCGUUAUCCCACAGUGUGUUGUCCGCCUCCCCAUCCGUGCUUAUGGAGUUGCUGCACAUGGUGGUGGGCGCGUUGGAAGACGUCCACAUCGUGGCCGCGGAGUUGAUGCCGAAGCUGGCGGAUUUCCGCGAGAAGUCCGCGAGCGCGAUCGACGGCUUCAACGCUGCUGCCACGCUGGCAGAGUUGGAGGAGCUGGUGAGAGCGGAGGUGGCACGGGAGGCGCCACACAUGGCAGAUGUAUGCGGCAGCAGUGAACGGUGGGUGGCCGCACUGGCGUACGCCUGCCUACUGCAUCAGGUGGUGCCAUCGUUAGAGACGGUGGACGCUGCCCUGUCGGUGUCCAGUUGCGAGACGCUGCUGUUGACGUCGCUAACACGGCUGCUCUCGACGAACGCCCCCUCUACGCACCUUUCGUCUUUCUCCUCUUCACGGUUGCUGCCGUUGGGCGCGCCACCGCUUCACCCUCAGCGAGGGCUGCCGACGAGCGCGCCGCCGUCGCUGCGCGGGCUGGGUGCUGUGGCAAACGCCGUUGCACCGGAGCUGCGCUCGCGUGUAGUGGUGGACGACACGCGGGCAAGUGCAAAUACGAAAACGCAAGAACUAGACGGCAGUUCUGCGAACCACGACGCAGCUGUGGCAAAAAACAAUGAGACGCGUCCUGGGCGGUUUCAAGCAGCGUUGGCCGCGUUGCGGCCUAAUCGGUCCAGCUCUGCGACGCCAGCUACUACGCGCACCUCCUCUGUUCAUUCUACCGCCUCUUCCUCCGUGUUGUCCGCUUACGAGGGGAACGGAUCGCAGGCGGGGGACGACAACGGCACGCGCGCCUCCCUCCAACACAGCGAUGAGGACUUGUUCACGCCGUCAGGUUUAGCUGCCGAGGACAAGACCAUCUACGAAGCGCUAUGCCUUGAAGCGAAGGAGCUGCAAGCGGCUGUGCUAGCAAGCAAUGAGCGAGGCUGCGACUUCCGCCGUCAGACCGACGCCUUACGGCAACAACUCACACAAGACCGCACCCUCGUGGCGGACCAGCUGAAGGAAAUCACUCGACUCCGGCAGGAGAUGGAGGUGCUGAAGCAAGACCUCGCAAAGCAGAAGCGCCGACUGGAGAAGCGGCAGAAGGAGGUGCUCUACGGCGUGACGGCCAUCCAGUCGAGAGAGGCGGCCGCGCGCGAAAGCGCCGCGAUGGAGCGCAUCGCAGCGAGGGAGAAGGAGGUGGCGAGAAGGGAGCGGCAGCUGCGUCUGCGCGCAGCCCGGGCAGGUGCGCUGUCGGUGGAGUACCACAGCAACGGCCCCUCCGGCGAGCGCAAGAAGCUGCGCAGCGAGGUGCUCCGUGAAGCGGCAGUGCGCAAGCGACUGGCUGAGCAGGAAAACAGAGACCCCCUCGCCUACUCCCCUGCAUCUUUCAAGUCCAACGCUCGCCGCUCCACUUCACGGACCUCACCGGAGCAGAAGGCGGUGGUGCCGUCCUUUGCGCAGACAGUGACAACGGACGAGGAGAGGGCGUACUUCGAGUUGUACGGCUCGCUGACGGCACCGGUGCUGCAGGAAGUGGCGGAUCACUACAUGGCCCAAUUAUCGGCGCCGCAGCAGCAACAGCUGCGGGAGGCAUCCACACACCUGCCCUCUAGCGGCAGCCGGGACGCCACCGGCUCGCAGCAGCGCAGCAGAGGGUCCUCCGCUCAGCGUCGAACGUCUCCAUCGUCUUCCGCCGACGGCAGCCCGCGUAGUGGCGUCGUCGCUGGCUCAAACGUUGCUGAGCUCGGUACGUCUCCUGAAGGCGGGAGGGACUUGAGCUCGCUGUCCUUAUCCGAGCUGCUGGAUGCGGCAGCGGCAAUACGGCAGAAGCAACUUGCCCUCCAGCAGCUGCAGCAGCAAUGGAAGCAGCCUCUUCAGCCACCACCAAGGUCGCCGGCCGACCACCAAAGUGAGUCACCGUUGGAGGACCUUCGAGCCACCGAGACGGCGCAGAAGUCGGUCGCUGAGGACGUUGUCGUGGUCGCCGCUUUCAGCGACAACGGCGCCCCUCUCUUCCCACCGUCCGUUGAUGCAGCGGACGAAACGACGCACUCGGCGGACGCGGGUCCGACACCCCAGUGCGGGCACGGGCACUCGCCUUUUCCCUCCCCUUUGUCCCAGGGGACGCGGCCCAGCGAUGCGCAGCAAUUGUUUGACAUGGUGCUUGCCCAACGCAGUAAUUCCCAGGCAGGCGUGGGGGAAGCCAACAAGGGCGGUGAGCAGGCUGUGCCGCCGACGCGCUCUCCGUUUUCUUCCAAGCAGAACGAUGGGGGUCAUGACGAGGAGGACAGCACCGGCGGCACCACGGACGACACCUCCAACACUUUAAAGAGUGUGAAUGCAGCACGGCCGCAGAUUAACCGCGCACUGUUUUGCUGA
Messenger RNA from Leptomonas pyrrhocoris, 3534 nucleotides. RefSeq lists its product as hypothetical. NCBI's taxonomy places the organism in Eukaryota, Euglenozoa, Kinetoplastea, Trypanosomatida, Trypanosomatidae. Bases 277 to 3534 code for a protein of 1085 amino acids. The record is from RefSeq and is a predicted model, not a curated record. The transcript has a single exon.